Lasiodiplodia theobromae is the source of this 819-nucleotide messenger RNA. RefSeq names its product Secretion related GTPAse protein. Gene Ontology annotation, cellular component: endosome. Bases 1 to 819 code for a protein of 272 amino acids. Gene Ontology annotation, biological process: regulation of endocytosis. Gene Ontology annotation, molecular function: GTP binding; GTPase activity. The transcript is spliced from 3 exons. NCBI's taxonomy places the organism in Eukaryota, Fungi, Ascomycota, Dothideomycetes, Botryosphaeriales, Botryosphaeriaceae. The record is from RefSeq and is a predicted model, not a curated record.
AUGGCGCACCCGGCGCAACCAUGGAACUACAUCGCGAAAAUAGUGUCUUUAGGCGACUCCGGUUGCGGCAAAUCUAGUCUAACAGUCCGGCUCUGCGAAGGCCGCUUCUCUCCGCACCAUGACGUGACCAUUGGCGUCGAGUUCGGCUCGCGCAUCGUACCUGUCGGCCCUCCUGCCUCGCUCGAGCUCGGAAUCAACAAUCCCAACGCCGACGGCGGCGCGAAGGACGUCACCGCUCUUACCGAACAGGACCAGAAGCACAUGAAGCUGUCCAUCUGGGACACUGCCGGCCAGGAGACGUACAAGAGCAUUACGCGCAGCUAUUUCCGGGGUGCCAGUGGUGCGCUGCUGGUUUUCGAUAUCAGCCGGCGCGCUACCUUCGAGAGUGUCACGGAAUGGCUCCAUGAUCUGCGCCAGAUCGCCGAGGAGGGAAUUGUCGUCAUAUUAGUCGGCAACAAGGCUGACCUAGCACCUUCUUCGCUUGUCGCUUCCUCCAACGACUCGGAACAUCCCCAUGCCAACGCCGACAACAAGCGCCAGGUCACGCGGGAAGAGGCGGAAGAGUGGUGUCGCCAGAACAAAGUCAUGCAGUAUGUUGAGACGUCUGCGAAAUCAGGAGAAAAUGUUGAGCGCGCUUUCCUUGAGGUCGCCGAGCGCAUAUAUCAGAACAUUGAGGCUGGAAAGUACGACUUGAACGACAGGCGAUCUGGCGUCAAAGGGCCGAAUGCGGGCGGCGGCAAUACCGCCAGGACUGUGAACUUGGGAAUGAAUGAUGUUGCCGCAGCGAGGAGAGGGCAAAACGGCGGUGGAUGCUGUUGA